This is a messenger RNA of Drosophila gunungcola (fruit fly), 1399 nucleotides long. It is a transcript of the gene HSPBAP1, whose product is annotated as HSPB1-associated protein 1. The transcript has a single exon. The record is from RefSeq and is a predicted model, not a curated record. Bases 115 to 1311 code for a protein of 398 amino acids. Gene Ontology annotation, molecular function: 2-oxoglutarate-dependent dioxygenase activity. NCBI's taxonomy places the organism in Eukaryota, Metazoa, Arthropoda, Insecta, Diptera, Drosophilidae.
AAACCUAAAGAAAAGCCGAAUAAACUGUAAUUUUAUUAUUCUAAAGUUAUUUUAUCAAAUUUUGGGUAUCAGCCACACUGGCCCCAGCAUAAUCGAAAUAUAAACAAUUGAAAAAUGUCACUGAACUCCAAGCUGAGGGACCUCAUCCUAAACACCCGCGUGCCACUUAUCCUGGACCAGUUCCCGCUGGAAUGGGAUUGCUUCGAGGGCUCCCUCCACGACUGGUGCGAGCGUUUCGACCGGGAGGCCACCGAACCUCCGGAAUUCGAGCUGAUGGCCCUGUCGGACAGCACGACACCCCAGUGGGAGCGGAAGCGGACCAAGGCCAGCCACUUGGGCAUGCAGCAGUUCCUGCGCGAAUAUGGCGUACUGGAGGAGGAUCAAACCCACUGGGCGGCAUAUCAGUACAAGCGUGCCCACGAGAUGCCAGCCAGUUGCCUGAAGGGCAUCGAUUUCUCGUGCUUCGGCUUCCCGGAGCACGGCAACGACUUCAGCCUCUGGCUGGGAUCGGAACAGGCCAACACACCAUGCCACUACGACACCUUCGGCGUGAACAUCGUGGUGCAGGUGCACGGCUUCAAGUCCUGGCUGCUCUUUCCGCCCGAAACGCCACUGCAGAGCACGAGGAUUCCGUACGAGGAGUCCAGUGUCUACUGCCUGGAAAACUUCUACGCCCCGGAUCCGGAGAAGAUGCAGCGUUAUGAGGAACUAGGCCGCGAUGCCUAUCAUUGCACCCUGCAGGCCGGCGAUGUGCUCAUCGUGCCACGCCACUGGUGGCACUACGUCGAGGCCAUGUCCACCUCGCUGAGUGUCAACUACUGGGUGCCGCUCAAAGCGGACAUGGACCUGGCUCUGGACGAGUUCCUGGUCAAGCACAUCGUGGAGAGCUGCGUCAAGGGCGAGAGUCAAAUGAUAAAGCAGUAUCUCCUCAAUCCCAACCAGCUGGACGAUAUCUCGGCCAAGCCCAGCCAACUGUUUGCCCAGUUCAAGCAGGCGGUGCAGAACAUGGAAAGCGGUCAGAGCAAUCGCAAGCUCUGGGAAACCGACUACAUCAGCCAAGCGGAUUGGCAGAGCCUUCUAAACAGCAUCAACCUGACCGUGCGACCCUUGGAAGUGAUGCCCCAGGAGGAGUACAAGCUGCUGCUGAACAGUAACGCCAGGAGAUUCCAGAUUCCUGGUGCAAGUCCACCCGAGUCCACUCCCAUAUGCUCCACCUGGGAGCUCCUGGUGAGCAGCAUGUGUGCUCCGCGGGUGAUUGCCGGAAUGAAACGGGAGUUCUUCCGGAGACUGCGACAAAGUGAAACGUCAUAGCUGAACAGACAAAUCUAGGGAAAGCACUUUACUGUGAUACGUGAUAAUAUUGUUGCAUAUAUGAGAUUAAAAUCCAGUAAGCCAUCAA